AUGGCUUCUAGCCGGGGCUCGGGCCGGAGCAGGCUCAGCCCCUUCGCCACCGCGGCCGGCCAGGCUGCGCCGGGACUGCGACUCGCCCCUGUGCUGCCCUUGCUGCUCCUGCUGUUGCCAGCUUCGGGAGGGUCGCGGGCCUUCCCCCGGGGGGCUGCGGGGCCGCCGCUCAACAGUCCACCCCUGUCCAUCAUGGGUUUGAUGCCACUCACGGACAAUGUGGCAAAGGGCAGCAUCGGUCGAGGGGUGCUGCCUGCCGUGGAGCUGGCGAUCCAGCAGAUCCGCAACGAGUCCCUCUUGUACCCCUACUUCUUGGACCUUCGGCUCUACGACACUGAGUGUGAUAAUGCAAAAGGGCUAAAAGCAUUCUAUGAUGCAAUAAAAUACGGGCCUAAUCACCUCAUGGUAUUUGGAGGAGUCUGCCCCUCAGUCACAUCCAUCAUUGCUGAAUCUCUCAAAGGAUGGAAUCUGGUACAGCUUUCAUUCGCAGCCACCACACCAGUCCUAGCUGAUAAGAAAAAAUAUCCUUAUUUCUUCCGAACUGUACCAUCAGAUAAUGCUGUAAAUCCUGCAAUUUUGAAGUUGCUAAAAUAUUACCAGUGGAAACGGGUGGGAACCUUAACCCAGGACAUUCAAAGAUUUUCUGAGGUAAGAAAUGAUCUCACUGGUGUCCUGUACGGUGAAGGUAUUGAAAUUUCAGACACAGCAAGCUUCUCGAAUGAUCCCUGCAAUAGUGUGAAAAAACUUAAGAGUAAUGAUGUUCGGAUAAUUCUUGGCCAAUUUGAUCAGAAUAUGGCAGCAAAAGUAUUCUGUUGCGCAUAUCAUGAAAACAUGUUCGGCAGCAAGUAUCAGUGGAUCAUUCCUGGCUGGUAUGAGCCCUCCUGGUGGGAACUGGCACAUUCUGAAGGCAAUCCAUCCCCCUGCCUCAGCAAAAAUCUUCUGGCGGCCAUGGAAGGUUAUAUCGGAGUGGAUUUUGAACCCCUCAGUUCAAAAGAGAUCAAGACCAUUUCAGGAAGGACUCCCCAACAGUAUGAAAAAGAAUACAAUGAUAAAAGAUCAGAUGUGGGACCCAGUAAAUUCCAUGGCUAUGCCUACGAUGGAAUAUGGGUAAUUGCAAAAACCCUGCAGAGGGCCAUGGAACAUCUCCGCUCCAGCAACAGGCACCAAAGGAUUCAAGAUUUCAACUAUACAGACCAUAAACUUGGCAAAAUCUUCCUGGAUGCAAUGAAUGAAACCAACUUCUUCGGUGUAACGGGUCAAGUUGUGUUCAGAAAUGGGGAGAGAAUGGGAACCAUCAAAUUUACCCAGUUUCAAGAUAGUAGUGAAGUGAAGGUGGGUGAAUACAAUGCUGUGGCUGACACAUUGGAAAUCAUCAAUGACACCAUCAGAUUUCAAGGUUCAGAGCCUCCAAAAGACAAAACAAUCAUCCAAGAACAGCUGAGGGAGAUCUCCCUUCCUCUUUACAGCAUUCUCUCUGCCCUCACAAUCCUAGGAAUGAUCAUGGCCAGCGCCUUCCUCUUCUUUAACAUCAAAAACAGAAACCAGAAGCUAAUAAAGAUGUCCAGCCCAUACAUGAACAAUCUCAUUAUCCUCGGGGGAAUGCUGUCUUAUGCAUCUAUUUUCCUUUUUGGCCUUGAUGGAUCGUUUGUCUCUGAAAAAACAUUUGAGACACUUUGCACGGUCCGAACCUGGAUUCUCACAGUGGGCUACACUACUGCAUUUGGAGCAAUGUUUGCCAAAACGUGGAGGGUCCAUGCCAUCUUCAAAAAUGUGAAAAUGAAAAAGAAGAUCAUUAAAGACCAGAAACUGCUGGUAAUUGUUGGAGGGAUGCUACUGAUUGAUCUCUGCAUCUUGAUUUGCUGGCAGGCUGUGGAUCCUUUAAGAAGGACGGUGGAGAAGUACAACAUGGAGCCGGAUCCUGCUGGCAGAGAUAUUUCCAUCCGUCCAAUUCUGGAGCACUGUGAGAACAGCCACAUGACUAUUUGGCUCGGCAUUGUGUAUGCCUACAAAGGUCUCCUCAUGCUGUUCGGUUGUUUCCUAGCUUGGGAGACUCGCAACGUGAGCAUUCCAGCUUUAAACGACAGCAAAUACAUCGGAAUGAGUGUGUACAAUGUGGGGAUCAUGUGUAUCAUUGGGGCGGCAGUCUCAUUCCUCACCAGAGACCAGCCGAAUGUGCAAUUCUGUAUUGUAGCAUUGGUCAUAAUAUUCUGCAGCACCAUCACACUCUGCCUCGUGUUUGUGCCAAAGCUCAUCACACUGAGGACCAACCCAGAUGCAGCAACACAGAACAGACGGUUCCAGUUCACUCAAAAUCAAAAGAAAGAAGAUUCUAAAACAUCCACUUCAGUCACCAGUGUGAACCAGGCCAGCACAUCUCGACUAGAAGGGCUACAAUCUGAAAAUCAUCGCCUGAGAAUGAAAAUCACAGAGCUGGAUAAAGAUUUAGAAGAAGUCACUAUGCAGCUACAAGACACGCCAGAGAAGACAACAUACAUUAAGCAAAACCACUAUCAGGAGCUCAAUGACAUCCUCAAUAUAAGGAACUUUACAGAGAGCACAGAUGGUGAAAAAGCUGUUUUAAAAAAUCACCUUGAUCAAAAUACCCAGUUACAGUGGAACACAACGGAGCCCUCACGAUCAAGCCAAGAUCCUAGAGAAGAUAUCAACUCUCCAGAACACAUACAGCGCCGGCUGUCCUUACAACUCCCCAUUCUCCACCAUGCCUAUUUACCAUCAAUAGGAGGCGUGGAUGCCAGCUGUGCCAGCCCCUGUGUGAGCCCCACUGCCAGUCCUCGGCACAGACAUGUGCAGCCACCUUUCCGAGUCAUGGUUUCGGGCCUGUAA
Molecule: messenger RNA, 2844 nt
Organism: Vombatus ursinus (common wombat)
Lineage: Eukaryota; Metazoa; Chordata; Mammalia; Diprotodontia; Vombatidae
Gene: GABBR2
Product: gamma-aminobutyric acid type B receptor subunit 2
Exons: 19
Coding region: 1-2844 (947 amino acids)
Biological process (GO): G protein-coupled receptor signaling pathway; gamma-aminobutyric acid signaling pathway
Cellular component (GO): G protein-coupled receptor heterodimeric complex; membrane
Molecular function (GO): G protein-coupled GABA receptor activity
Source: RefSeq, a predicted model, not a curated record